AUGGAGGAGCCCACCCGGACCUUGAGCGCCGCGGUCCGCGAGCACCUGCGGCAGCUGUGUCUGCGCGAGUUCCCGUGCGGCACCGGCAGCUGGAAUAAGUCACGCUUUCUUCCUCAAACUUGGCGAACAUGGAGGGAGCUGACCCCCAGAGAGGAGGAGGCUGCGAGCCCCGGGGAGGAGACAAUGGAGGCUCUGCUGGACCUGGUCCGCAGCCCCCACUCACCCUGGGCUCUGCUGGAGGGCUCAAGUAAAGAGGACCAUUUUCUGAGAGAACUGGCCAUCCAGAAUCCACUGAGGCUCAAAGACACCUUCUUCUACUCUUACUUCAAGUCCCUACGGAUGGUGAACAAGCAUGUGAGCCUGGUGGAUAAAGACCUCCUGAAAUUUACGAAGCUGGAAGAGUUGAUCCUGAGUGCUAAUCGAAUCAAGGAGAUCGACGCCGUCAAUCUGCCCCCCACUCUCAAGGUGUUGGAGCUCUACGGCAAUGAGGUCACCAGCAUGGAGUGUCUGUGUGCCCGCCCACCCCCGUGCCUCCAGCACUUGGGCUUAGGUCACAACAAACUUCUGGGCCCCUUGGAAAGUCUGUAUGUCACCGCGGAUCACUGGCCCACCCUCGUCUCUCUGGACCUGGGCUUCAACAACCUGACGGACCUGCAGAGCCUGAUCGCCAGCCUCAGCACGCUUCAGCACCUGCGGCUGCUGGUGCUUCAGGGGAACCCGCUGGCCCUGGUGCCCUACUACAGAGGCUUCACCAUCGACAGCCUGUCCCGGCUCUGCGUGCUGGACGACAUCACCGUGUCUCCCAAUGAGAAGCACCUGUUCCGGGACCUCAGCCACAGUGGGGAUCUCCUGCCACGCGAGGCACAGUUUGUGGUGACUAUUGGAAAUGUCAGAGGGGUCCCCGACACCUCUGUCCUAGAUCCAGAACCAGGGCCCCAAGGCCCUUUUAUCACUUACAGCUAUUAUGUGACCUACGAUUUUGUGGAAGAUGAAGAAGAUGAAGGAAAAAAAUAUGGUGGCGUGCUGGCUGAGAUUGUCAGUCCCUCUCUCAUCAUGGAGCAGUUAGGCGAGGAGUUUCCUGAAGAGGUCAUCGGAGAGGCUGAAGGCUCUCUAGAGUCUGGGCUGACUACCCAGACCCAGUCGGGAGAGCUGGAGGAGGAGUCCCUCGUCUCGGGCGGGUCGGCGCCCUUGCCCAGGUUGACAGACUCCGCAGAAGAGUUGGCCAAGUUGCGGCCGCUUACAGAUCCCCGGCUCUGCCCAUCCCCAGGGACAGUUCUCUUCAGCACAGUCCGCAAGCCCUGGGCAGAAGUCAUCCCCUGUAACUAUGAGAUGCAGCACACCCUCAAGGACCUGGUGCCACUCAAGGCCUUCCUGCUGGCCGGAACCACGGUGACCGUCGUGGAGGAGAAGGUUCUCUCCUGGCCUGCGGGGCUGCCUCUUGUCGACGCUUCCUUGUCUGCCAGGAAAGGAAAAGGGGAGAAGAACAAGAAAGACAAGAAGGGAACAGAUUUGAAUGGGGGAAAAGAGGUGGCUAAGGACCAGAAGGGAUCCAAGAAGAAGAAAGAGCUUCCUAAGGACCUCCAGCAGGACCCGCCCAUCCUGCGCGUGCUGGGCAGCGGCGCAGUGGUCCUGGAGCCGCUGCUCGUCGGGGAGCCGCUUGUGUCCACCGUGUGCAACUUUGGGGUGAUCCGCACCUUGGAAUCUGACAGGCUGACGUUUCUCAGGGACUCAAAGAAACCUAAGAGAGCUAAAAAAGAGACUGGGAAGUCCAAGACCAAGCCAGGAGCGUCAGUUCUAGUUCGAAGAGGGAGAGACAGAGGGAACAGCUGACUCUGCCAUGUUGCUGCCGUCACCCCCGUUGAGCUCAGUUUUGCAUAUAUGAAGUUGAAACGUGUGGAGCAUGCAAGAAGCCUUUCCCUCACCUGCCCAUUGUCAUCUAGGGCCAUAGAGCUUAUUCCACUUCUCUGUCUCCAUCUCCUUUGCCGCCACCCCUCCAGACCACCAAGUUCUUCACCCAGACCACUGCAAUUGCCAUCUUCCCGCACC
Molecule: messenger RNA, 2046 nt
Organism: Equus quagga
Lineage: Eukaryota; Metazoa; Chordata; Mammalia; Perissodactyla; Equidae
Gene: LRRC43
Product: leucine rich repeat containing 43
Exons: 13
Coding region: 1-1830 (609 amino acids)
Molecular function (GO): protein binding
Source: RefSeq, a predicted model, not a curated record